Molecule: messenger RNA, 3482 nt
Organism: Podarcis muralis (Common wall lizard)
Lineage: Eukaryota; Metazoa; Chordata; Lepidosauria; Squamata; Lacertidae
Gene: DRD5
Product: dopamine receptor D5
Biological process (GO): positive regulation of MAPK cascade; G protein-coupled dopamine receptor signaling pathway; adenylate cyclase-activating adrenergic receptor signaling pathway
Cellular component (GO): plasma membrane
Molecular function (GO): G protein-coupled receptor activity; dopamine neurotransmitter receptor activity, coupled via Gs
Source: RefSeq, a predicted model, not a curated record
GAGGGACGGGCCGGCCCGGGGGAACCGAUGGGGCCGAGCGGAGCGCGCUGGAAGAGCCAAGCGGCGCCCUCGGCCGGAGGAGGAGCGGGCGGAGAGCGGCGGCGGCGGUGGCCAUGCUGCAGGCGCCCUGGAGCAGGAACGCCACGCUGCGCGGGCAAGCGGGCGCCCCCCCGACGCCGCGCUCGCGCGGGCUGCUUCCCGGCGCCACGGAGCCCGCCGCGGCCGGAGCUCCUCCCGGCAGCCCCGCCGGCGGCGCGCCCAUGGUGGCGGCGGGCAGCCUGCUGUCGCUGCUGGUGGUGUGGACCCUCCUGGGGAACGUGCUGGUGUGCGCCGCCAUCGUGGGCUCGCGGCACCUGCGCGCCAAGGUCACGCACAUCUUCAUCGUCUCCUUAGCCGUCUCGGAUCUGCUGGUGGCGCUGCUGGUCAUGCCCUGGAAGGCGGCGGCCGAGGUGGCGGGCUACUGGCCCUUCGGCGCCUUCUGCAGCGUCUGGGUGGCCUUCGACAUCAUGUGCUCGACGGCCUCCAUCCUCAACCUGUGCGUCAUCAGCGUCGACAGGUACUGGGCCAUCUCCAGCCCCUUCAGGUACGAGAGGAAGAUGACCCCCCGCGUGGCUCUGGCCAUGGUCGGCCUGGCCUGGGCGCUCUCCAUCCUCAUCUCCUUCCUCCCCGUCCAGCUCAACUGGCACAAAGGCCCCGACCCGCGCGCCCCCUGGACCGCCAGCCCCGAGCCGGGGAGCUGGGGCAGCAGCAACGGCACGGCGGCGGCGCCGUCGGAGCAGUGCGACUCCAGCCUGAACCGGACCUACGCCAUCUCCUCCUCGCUGAUCAGCUUCUACAUUCCCGUGGCCAUCAUGAUCGUCACCUACACGCGGAUCUACCGGAUUGCCCAGGUGCAGAUCCGUCGGAUCUCGUCGCUGGAGAGGGCGGCCGAGCACGCCGAGAGCUGCCGCAGCGGCGGCGGGCGCCUGGACUGCGCGCAUCCUCUGCACCAGCCGCAGCACCACCACUCGGGCCUCAAGUCGUCGCUGCGCAAGGAGACCAAGGUCCUCAAGACGCUCUCGGUCAUCAUGGGGGUCUUCGUGUGCUGCUGGCUGCCCUUCUUCGUCCUCAACUGCAUGGUGCCCUUCUGCGACCGCUCCCCCGGCGACCCCGCCGCCGGCCUGCCCUGCGUCAGCGACACCACCUUCGACGUCUUCGUCUGGUUCGGCUGGGCCAACUCCUCCCUCAACCCCAUCAUCUACGCCUUCAACGCCGACUUCAGGAAGGUCUUCUGGCGCCUGCUGGGCUGCAGCCGGCCCUGCUCGGGCUCCCCGGGGGAGACGGCCAACCUCAGCCACGAGCUCAUCUCUUGCAACCAAGACACUUUCUUCUUCCGCAGGGAAGGCGCCGCCACCGAGGCGGACAGGAUCCCCAACCUGGGGGGCGGCGGCGGCGGCGGCUGGGGAGGCCCUUUCGACGGCGCGUCCCAGAUCUCUCCCGACCCAGAGGGCGCCACCGAGUCGGGCGACUGCGAGGGGGACAUUUCGCUGGGCAGAAUCUCCCCCCUCACCCCCACGUGUCUACUUUAGACUUCACCCCACUUGGGAAGAGCCUUUAAAAAAGGAAUCCUUUGGGCUUGGGGCAGACCCUAGUUGCGGCUCUCGAUUAUUCCUCUUGCCAUUAUUUAAUGCUAACCUGCAGGAAGUUCAUAAACCAGCAGUGAACUGGGAACAGAGAGAAGAGGGGGCAUUCCAGUCCAGUGGACGGGGGGGGGGGUGAAAGGCUGGGCUUACAAGGCCUGUCCAGAAGUGCCAAGGGAAACUGACAGGAGCGCAUUAAAAGGACAACUGUCCUCUCAGAAGACUGCUGUUUGGCCACAGUUUGGAUUUUACUCUGACCAAAGUCGGAAGGUGUCUCAAGCUACUGUUUUUCUGUUGUGUUUCUGUUCCUGCAACUCACACUUUGGUGGUUUUCUGUUUUGGGAAAUGGAUUUUCUUGCUGGUUCCUGGGAACCAAAAACAUCUAAAUUAUAUUGACAACCAGAUUUGAAACUUGCAGAGUUGAAUCAUUGAUAGUUAAUUGUCCAGCUGCUACACCUUAUAUUGAAUCAGGGAGGAAAAAGAGUUUGACACAAUACUGGUCCUGAGAAAGUCCCACUGAAAUGAAGGAGGUAUUGAGCUCAGGAGUGUUCUGGAGCAGAGCAGCCUCCAUUCAUUUCAAUGGAGGUGGUGCACUUCAUUAAGGGGGCAAUCCUGCUUUCCUGGGAGAGAGGCCCAUCAAAUUCAAUGGGGUUUACUUCUGAGCUUAGUAUUUAUUAGGACAAUCUUAUGCACACUUACCUGGGAAUAAUUCCUGUUGAACGUGACAGGACUUACAAAUAAGUAUGCAAGGAACACAUUACCUCCCUUUGCGCCCAGGAAUGUUCUCCUCUAUGUGAACUAGCACUCAUGUCCAGGAAUAAAGCAUACAACCUUUUUUAAUAUAAAAUAAAUGGUCAAUUGUCCAUUAAGGAAAUAAGAAUACUACUGAGGCAAAUCUGACCUACUCAUUUUAGUAUUCAUACAAUGUCAAGGUUCAAUAUUUAUAAUAAGUAACUUUCAAAUGUUAUAGCAAUUGCUCAGUCAUUUUUAGAUUUGUAGUGUAUAUUACUGCUGCAUUAAUAUUUCUCAGAACUAUCUAAAGACAUUAAAGUCUAUAGCCUUUUUGUUUUUUAACAUUUUGGCAUUUUCAUUUUACAUUUAGCCCUUAGGAGAGCUCUUAGAUGAAUUUUUGGCUUUAGGAGGGGCUUAUAUUCAUGUUUUGAGAAACAUUAUUUCAGAGGGUGUGGUUUUUUUAAUGUAUUCUAUUGAUGUAAAUGUUGGACACAGAUCAGCCAAUAUAAAGCACUUCUAAGCCCCACUGAGAGAUUUAGGCAGCCGCCCCAAACUCCCUUGAAAGUGUCUGUAAGUAAGUACGUAUAGGGGUUGUGCUGUUGGGCAUGUAUUUAAUUUUCUUAUUAAGAUAUAUGGGAAUUAGCAGUUAUGAACUUUAGCUGUGUCAGACCCAUUAUAAACAAUUCCAGCAUUAUGUGGAAUAUAAUUGGUCUCAAGACCAUGAACUAAGGAACAGUUUUUUUCUGUACCUCUGUGGGAGUGAUUCCUAUUACCCACAUUCAUCGUCAAGUUUCAUGGUGCUGUUUUGUGUAUAUGAAUCGUGUUUUAUUGUAAGCCACUCUGGAAUUGUUUCUAAUGGAGAAUGUGAUCAAAAUAUUUAAAACAAGUGAGUGAAUGAUUAAAUAAACAUUCACACGACUGAGCUGCAAUCAGAUACAUGUUUACUCUGAAGUAAGUUUCACUGUAGGACCACAGUUAAAGGUACUCAGAAGUAACUCUAACUGAAAUGAAGAGUUGUGUCCUUCUGAGAGAGAUGGUUGUUGGCCCAUAAGUGGUAUACCAAAGUAGCAUGAAUGCUGUAUAUUUUUUAAAAAAUAAAAUAAAAGCACAAUGCCCACUGUUCAUUUGCCA